AUGGCUGAGACGUCCUGGGUCGAGUUCUCCGCGGUUCGCCAGAAGCGAAGACGCGCAGCUUUAGCGUGCGGAAUCUGUCAUUCAAAGAAGGUCAGAUGCGACCUGCAAGCCAGAAGUGCUCAGGGUCAUGUCACCUGCAGCAAUUGUGCCGCUGCUGGCAAAACCUGUCAGGUCCGUCCGCCGAGGCGCGACAAGGUGCGCGGCCUCACGCGCACAAGUUUUACUCAGAACUUGACUCCGCCUCUCGAAACUUCUGCUGCUAGUAAUAUGGAUGCUCUUCCCAGUGAUGGUGGCAAUCAAUCUCCCGACUUAGAUAUGUCUCUCGAUUCGACGGCGGCAGCUACACUCACGGCCACAGCAGACGGCCACGGACCCGAAACCGUCUCGCAGCGGGGUGCUCCUUUGGCCAAUAUUCCCAGACCAAACCGAGCCAGCGUGCCCUCGGCCUUCGUCAAUGAUAUUUCACCAAGUGCACAUUCCGAUCGGUAUACCAUUGAUCCUGGCUUUCUUGCUGUCUACGGACCCGAGAACGAAAACGAUGCGAGACACCAAGCCAUGACGAGCCAAAAGACGACGAACCUCGGCAAUCUCACUCAACCAGACUUGCAGCAGAGCUUUGCCGAAACAUAUUUCGAGUAUUGCUAUCCUUGGUGUCCCGUCCUUGACAAAUCUUCGCUGAGCAUCGACCUGGCGAAGUCACCACUCCUCGACGAUGCUCUCGCUCUGGUGGGCAGUCAUGUUCAACCACCCAUGAUCCCCCACGCAGGGCCGAGCUUCUACUAUGAUCGCGCCCGACGGAGAUUCUAUGAAGAUGGUGAAUCCGACCUGAUUACCUCCCUACGUGCCGUUUUGCUGUUUUACUGGUGGGCUCCUCGACCGCCAAGCCUGGUGCACCGGCACUCGUCCUGGUGGUGGACGUCUGUGGUAAUAAGACAUUGUCAGCAAGCAGGCUUUGAUUAUGAAUUGGAGGCUGACUAUAUGGGGUCUCGCACGAAUCUGGGCUUGAGAAGACGGAUCUGGUGGACCGCUUUUGCCCGUGAGCGACUCACUGCAAUUUGCCAGGGUAAACCCUGCAUCAUCGAUCCGGAAGACUGCAACAUCCCUGAACCGAGUCUCGCGGACUUCCCUGACGAUCUAGAGGAUAAAACCAGUGCCGAGAUCUUUAUUUACUGGGUCCGACUCUGUGCCAUCAUAGGAAGAAUCGCGAAAUAUCUCUCUCGGUCUACCAACACGGCUUCAAACUCAUUUCCCGUGCACUUGGGUAAAGAUCUCAUUGAAUGGGUCCGAAGCCUUCCGCCACACCUUCAAUUGCCUGUUGGAGGUGCAUAUACGGCCAACUUCCACCGCAACGUUCAUCAACUCCACCUUCCGUAUCUGACGAUAAUAAUUGUCUUGUACCUAAAGAGAUCUCCGCCACAAGCGAUACCACACGCUCUCCCACCAUCGAUUCUUGCCGCCACCUGUUUGGCGCGCAUAAUGAAGGAUAGCCUGGUUCGUGGCGGAACGAGAUAUCUGAUGCCCAUUACCUGCUGGUACUGUGGCAUGGCGUUCAUUGCCCUUCUACAGGCUCGGGUGACACAGGACCUGCAACAGCCUGCCGACUCCGAUCUUGACAUGCUGGCACUUGCUGUCAAGCAGCUGAAGACGAUGUGGGGAACAGCCAACGUGUUUGAUCAAGGCUUCGAACGACUUCGUGCCACUGCCAACUCUUCGCGGCAUGAUGACUUCCUUGCUAGGCUCACGGAACAGGAUUCCGCCGGAUCACAGCUUCAGUCUGAUGAUAAUGGGAUCGACUGGCUGGAUUACUUCCCCUUCGCCACCGCUCAGACAAGCCCGAUUGCUGAAAAGCUGCUGGCUGAACAAAGCAUGCAGUAUUUUCCGUUUGACAACUUCUGCGAUACUUCUUUGAUGCAUUUCCAAGACGUUUUCGAGGGGUUUGAUAGCUGGACCGACCCGCAGAACCUGUUUGGAGAUUUGCCAAAUCAUGAUGGAACGUGA
Messenger RNA from Exophiala oligosperma, 1998 nucleotides. RefSeq lists its product as uncharacterized. Gene Ontology annotation, biological process: regulation of DNA-templated transcription; DNA-templated transcription. Gene Ontology annotation, molecular function: DNA binding; zinc ion binding; DNA-binding transcription factor activity, RNA polymerase II-specific. The transcript has 4 exons. The record is from RefSeq and is a predicted model, not a curated record. NCBI's taxonomy places the organism in Eukaryota, Fungi, Ascomycota, Eurotiomycetes, Chaetothyriales, Herpotrichiellaceae. The coding region runs from base 1 to 1998 and encodes 665 amino acids.